UUUUGUUCAAUUUCAGUAUCCGUUUUCUGCUGAGAACUGAAGAAGAGAGCAGCCAGAUUGGGGAAUUACUUUGGAAAAAUGCAACGCGAAACAACUAUUUAACAGAAUGGACCAAGUUAUCAACUGCUUUCAUAAGCGACCCGAGGCCGUGGCCAGGCUGAUAUGCUUCCCAUGGGCAGGAGGAGGCUCCAUCCAUUAUGCACGCUGGGGCAAAAUCCUCAGCGCUAUUGAAGUUUUUGCUGUUAAACUUCCUGGUAGAGAGACUCGUGCCAAAGAGCACUUUUUUCAGAGCAUGGAGCAGAUUGUUGAUGAAGUCAUCAGUGUGCUUUUGCCAGUACUGAAGGAGAAGCCAUUUGCUCUCUUUGGUCACAGCUUUGGUGCCAUGGCCAGCUUUGCUCUAGCACAUACUCUGAAGAGAGUCCACAAGCUGGAACCAAUUCACAUGUUCCUGUCUGGUGCCUCUGCACCAUAUUCUGAGAUGCGUAUCCAAGCUCCAACAAGAAGUAAUUUAUCAGACGAGGAGUUCUUGCAGUGGAUGACAAGGAUUGGUGGGACACCCCCCGAGUUAUUGGCUAAUUCUGAGGUGAUGAAACUCUUCCUUCCUGUGCUGAAGGCAGACCUCUGUGUGGUAGAGAACUACAGGUGCAAUAGGCCAGUAACACCUCUCCUCUCCUGCCCAGUCACAUGCUUUGAUGGAAAGCAAGACAUGCCUCAUGACUUAGAAGCAUGGAAAGACAUAUCAUCUGGAGAUUUUACAGUUCAAAUGCUACCUGGAGGACACUUUUACUUGAAAGAUGCAUCCAAUGAGGAAAUUAUAUUGGACUGUAUCACAAAGUAUCUGGAGACUGCAGAAAUGGACUACUUGUAGUGCAGUGGCUAAACUGCUGCAUAUUGACUGACUACUUCUCUAUGUACAGUUACGUCCAGAAUAAUUGGCACUCCCAAAAAAGAAUGUUUAAAUCAUUUAAAUACUAUGCUAUAUGGUAUGCUAAAAAACACAGGAAAUUAUAUGUAUCUACUAACACAAUAAUUCAUAGGUUAUAUUUAACAAGUCAUACUUUUCCAUCUACAAAGAAAUAAGGGUGUCAAAAUUAUUUGCAAACCAUACCUUUUGCACCCUCCUAUUAUGAAAGAUGAAUUAGGAGGGACCUGAAAUCUUUACUUCAUACUGAAUUUAGCCUGUUAAUGGACUUCCCUCGUCAAAUGUGUCCAAAGACUGAGAUAAUCAUUGAAUUAAACUGAUUUUGUGGUGAAAUAA
Esox lucius (northern pike) is the source of this 1258-nucleotide messenger RNA. RefSeq names its product oleoyl-ACP hydrolase (gene olah). NCBI's taxonomy places the organism in Eukaryota, Metazoa, Chordata, Actinopteri, Esociformes, Esocidae. The record is from RefSeq and is a predicted model, not a curated record. The transcript is spliced from 7 exons. Gene Ontology annotation, biological process: lipid biosynthetic process. Bases 107 to 868 code for a protein of 253 amino acids.